Paramisgurnus dabryanus is the source of this 800-nucleotide messenger RNA. It is a transcript of the gene dnph1, whose product is annotated as 2'-deoxynucleoside 5'-phosphate N-hydrolase 1. Gene Ontology annotation, biological process: deoxyribonucleoside monophosphate catabolic process. Lineage: Eukaryota; Metazoa; Chordata; Actinopteri; Cypriniformes; Cobitidae. Gene Ontology annotation, molecular function: 5-hydroxymethyl-dUMP N-hydrolase activity. Gene Ontology annotation, cellular component: nucleus. The record is from RefSeq and is a predicted model, not a curated record.
CCAUAAGUAUUUUUUAAAAUGUAACAACAGUACAUCUAAACCAUAGAUUGUUAAAAAUAAAUCUAAACCUAAACAGACGCAAAACGGAAGUGACGGUAUGAUGCCGUGACACAUUUCCCUGUUCUUGUAAAAAGCGCUCUGAUUUCAAGACUGCUAAGCUGCGAGCAUAUUUCCAAAAUCAUGCACCUAUACUUUUGUGGAAGCAUCCGGGGAGGGAGACAGGACGUGAAUAUUUACCAGAGAAUAGUGAAGCAGUUGCAGAAGUAUGGGGAAGUUUUAACGGAACAUGUCAGCUAUGAUAGUUUGUCUGAAAAAGGUGAGGACCCAGUUUUGGAUGGAGACAAAGCAAUUCAUGAUCGAGAUAUGGAGUGGCUUAUGAUGUCUGAUGUGAUAGUGGCAGAGGUGACACAACCAUCUUUGGGAGUGGGUUAUGAACUUGGCCAAGCUAUGGCCAUGAAAAAGAGGGUUCUCUGCCUAUUUAGACCUUCUUCUGGAAGAGUUCUGUCUGCCAUGAUAAGAGGAGCGAGUGGUGCUUCAACAAACUCACUCUUUCAAGUGCAGGACUACACAGAGGAUGAAGUUGAGGGUAUCUUGGAGAAAUAUUUUGAUGGUCUCACCAAAAACUGAGCACAUUUUACUGUCACAUGUCAUAUAUGUCAGCAUCUCUCUAUUAAUGUAACUAAAGACAGAAUAAUUUGUCAGCCAUAAUUAGGUUGUAAUUCACGUUUGUACUGUUUAAAUUUGACAAUAUUAUUUUUAUACGAUGUGAGCAUCUUCAUGUUAAUGAAUCACUUUUUUAC